Messenger RNA from Moneuplotes crassus, 1860 nucleotides. The record is from the annotation of a GenBank genome assembly. NCBI's taxonomy places the organism in Eukaryota, Ciliophora, Spirotrichea, Euplotida, Euplotidae.
UAUAGCUUUCUCCUAAUAAUAAUAAAAAUUCCGCAAAAUCAUUCCAAAAUGGACCCUCCUUCCUCAAACCCCCGUAUAAGAUCCUUCAUCUCCCUCCCUACCCCAGAACCCAUAAAAUCCAAGUGCGAAAAACACAUGAUCUCCCUCCGAAAGUCCAAACGCAGACAAAUCUUCUCUCUAAAACGCCUAAAACUCUACUCCCACAGCUCCCCACUCACAGAUCUCUUCAAAUAAAUACUCCAUCGAAACCCAUACAUCCGAAGAACAAGUGCAUCUAAAAAUCGACGAAGAACAGCUAGAUCGCCUAAUUGAUAUCGCCAAGGGGGACAACCAAGUGGAAAGAUUGGAAGUAGUGAAGGUACUGAGCGAGAUGUUUUCAAGUAAGAAUAUGUGCACACAGAUGUUGAUUUAUUGAUAUAAGAUGUUUGAUGAUGAGCUCUUAGAGGUGUAUACAGAGUUGUUGGCAGUGCUGGAGAGUUAUGAAGAUAAGGUUUGAUUAGCAAGGUUGAUUGCUAAUGCGCAGUGUGGGGAAUUAGAUCAGGAUAAUCUUGAGGUUUAUCAUUCGUGUGGGUUUUUAGCAGCGGUAGGUCUUGCAGUGAAUAGGGAGAUAGAGGCACUCUCGAGUUCGAUAGGUGAUUCUAAGGAAAGCUGAGAGCUUAUUAAUCAUUAUUUGAUAAUAAUUGGAAAUUAUUUCAGAGAGGAGAAAGUAAACCCUGAAUUUUUCAUUGUGAACCAGUUCCAUGAAAUCUGCCAUCACUUGUAUGAAUUUAGAAAUACCCCAUACUUCAAAAAUUGGGGAAUAGAGUACUGGUACAUGCUUAAAUUUGUAAUGAACAGUUUGAACGAUGAUUGAAGAUCAAGCUUUACCGAAUUCCUGCCCACCUUCGAACUCGUUACAAAUUUUGGAGCAGAUAUCUUUAUUAAUUUUUUAAAGAUAUGGGUAAGUAACAUCGAGAUCCUUAGCCAAGAGUCUUCCCAAGAAGAUGUUGAAGAUAACUUGAAAAGUUUGGAAAAUUGCUCAGAAAAUAUUAUUAAUAUCUCAAUAUUCCUCAGAAAAGUUACUUCUCUUGAUCACAAAUUUAUUGGCAUGAUCUGUGAAUCAGAGGAUAUUUGUGAAAAUUUGAUCAAAGCACUUGAAGCAAACCCUCUACAUGAAGAUAAGGAGAGAUUCCUAAGUCAAAAAACAAAAGAAGCCACAGAGUUAGACAAGAGAAUAAGGGAGUUUUAUGAAGAAAUCGUUCACUGGAUUGGCUACUUUUUAUCAGAAUGCGAGCCAAAAUUCACUCUGAGGUUCUUAGAAUGAGGUCUUCUAGAUGCUAUUAAUCCUUAUAUUAAUAAGUAUACUUAUACUUCUAAUUAUUCUAUAUGGGCAAUUGAUAAUAUGGCAAGAGACACUAGCAAAAUGUCACCACAUAUAUUAGAGGAUACCCCAAUUCUUGAAAACAUUAUUAAAACUGUGAAAGGAACAAAUUGUAUCACCACCAAGUACACUUCUCUCCUCGCCUUGCAAAGUAUAAUAGAAGCUGAUUCUUUCAGCUUUGAGAUGAAUGAGAAGUGAAAUUCCUUAGGGAUCCUCGAACACUUGGUUGAACUAUUAACCUACAAACACACUAAUACUUCCAUUUUGUUAUAACCUCCCUCGAAGUCAUAACUCUAUUAUGAAUCGCAGGAACAAGAUUCAGCCAAGCAAUCGAACCUUACAAGCUAGAAUACAUCCAAGACCUCAUAGACCACCCCCACCAAGACAUCCGCCAAGCCGCCAGUACCUUAUUCUCAUCCUUUGUCCUCUCAGAACAAGAAGUGGCCUAAACUCCCCAAAACUCCCUAAAUCUCCCAUAAUUCUACACAAAUAUAAUCCUU